AUGAGUCAGUGGAAGCAGAUUCAGCAGCUGGAGAUCAGACUCCUGGAACAUGUGGAUUAUCUGUAUGAUGAUAAUUUCCCCAUGGACAUCCGGCAGGGUCUGGCCGGCUGGAUCGAGUCUCAGGAUUGGGACACGGCGGCUAACGAUGAGUCGAUGGCGUCUGUGAUGUUCACCAAUCUGUUGACCCAGCUGGAGAGGGUUCGUUCGCAGGAGCAGAACUUCCUACAAAGACACAACAUGAAAAUAAUACAGCAACAGCUACAGGUGAAAUACACAACCAACCCCACCGUCAUGGCCAGAGUGAUCUCCACCUGCCUCAGGGAAGAGCGGCGUAUCCUCUCCAGUGCCUGCUUGCAGGAGCAGGGUCCUCUAGAGAAAUCAUUGCAGAAUUCAGUGGCCUUCGAGAGGCAGAAGAACAUGGACAACAGAGUUGGGAUCAUCAGAAACAGCGUGCAGUUGAUGGACCAAGCUGUAAAAUUCAUCGAGGACAUGCAAGACGACUUUGAUUUCCGUUACAAGACCCUACAGUCUCGAGACCCAGCAGAGAGGAACUCUGACCAGAUGAAACAGGAAGUAACAAGACUACAGGAGAUACUCAACAGACUUGACUUUAAAAGGAAGGAGAUCCUUUCAAAGAUGGACAUUGUGAUCAAGGAGAUUGACGACUUGGUGACUUCUCAGCUCAGCCCCGAGCUGCAGGACUGGAAACGCAGGCAGCAGAUCGCUGCCAUCGGUGGUCCGCUGCUCACCGGCCUGGAGCAGCUGCAGAGUUGGUUCACUCUGAUGGCCCAGAGUCUCUUCCAGAUCAAGCGUCAACUGGACAAACUGGGAGAGCUGGUUUUGAAGGUUACCUAUGAGAGUGACCCGAUCCCACUGCAAAAACCUCAGAUGGAGGAGCGAGUCAAAUUCCUCAUCUACCACCUCAUCAAGAGCUCAUUUGUGGUGGAGAAACAGCCGUGUAUGCCCACACAUCCACAGAAACCCCUCAUCAUCAAGACCGGAGUACAAUUCACCACCAAAGUCAGACUGCUGGUUAAACUUCCAGAAGUGGAUUAUCAGCUGAAAGUGAAAACAACAUUCGACAAGGACCUCCCCCCUGGCAGAGUAAGUCGUCAGUUUUUCAUCCUGACCAACAACACUAAAGUUAUGGACAUUGAGGAUUACUCCAACGGAUGCCUCUCAGUGGAAUUUAGACACUUGCAGCUGAAGGAGAAGAAAUACAUCAAUGGCACGAAGGGGAAUGAGGGUCUGCUCUCCGUGACAGAAGAACUUCACUCUCUCAGUUUUGAGGCAUGCUUCACGGUGCAGGGCCUCACCAUCGAUCUGGAGACGUGCUCUCUUCCACUGGUGGUCAUUUCCAAUGUGAGCCAGCUGCCUGGAGGCUGGGCGUCUGUCAUGUGGUACAACCUCUUGACCGAUGAGCCGAGGAACUUGGCGUUCUUCGGGAACCCUCCUCGGGCUAGCUGGAGCCAACUCUCCGAGGUUCUCAGCUGGCAGUUCUCCACCUUCGCUGGUCGAGGCCUGAACAAGGAGCAGCUCACCAUGCUGGGAGAAAAGCUUCUUGGUCAACACGCCUCCUGCAAUGACUAUCAGGUUUCCUGGUCCAAGUUCUGUAAGGAGAAUAUUACAGGAAAGCCCUUCAGUUUCUGGAUGUGGCUGGACUCGAUCCUGGAGCUCAUCAAGAAGCAUCUGCUGCCCGUCUGGAAUGAGAACUACAUCAUGGGUUUUGUGAGUAAAGAGAUGGAGCGCACUCUGCUGAAGGGCCGAGAGCCCGGCACCUUCCUGCUACGCUUCAGCGAGAGUCACCUCGGAGGAAUCACCUUCACCUGGGUGGAGCACAAAGACAACGGAGACGUGAAGUUCAACUCGGUGGAGCCUUACACUAAGAGCCGGCUGACCGCUCUGCCGUUUGCCGACAUCAUACGGGACUACAAGGUGAUCUCGGACGGAGUCGUCCCCGAGAACCCGCUCAAGUUCCUCUAUCCGGACAUUCCCAAAGACGAGGCCUUCGGACGGCUCUACAACAGUCAGCCCAGCAAAGUUCAUCCGUACAUACCGUCUACUCUGAUCCCCAUCUCCGAACUGCGCUCUAACACGAGCACCACGCCGCCUCCUAGUCAGUCUCCUGAACCUCCAAUGACCCCCGGAGAGUUUGACAUGCUCAACGAGCAGCUGUGCUUCGACAUCGAAACCAUGAGUUCUCCAUAUUCAGAGUAAAGCCAGAUGAAAUAUUUUAAUUAAACAACCAGGUUUUCACACCGACCUGACCUCAAAUCAUCCAUCCAUCCAUCCAUCAUUUAGCUGUAGAGCGGCCGUAGGGUUAGGGUUAGGGUGAGACAGGAGACGCUGGACGAGAGGUAUUGACCCUGAACAGGCUGCCAGACAAUCACAGAGAAACCUUACAUCAACAUUUUCAUUUUUACAAUCAUGAAACAGAGGUUUUGUUGUUGUUAAGUUGGAUUUAUUGCUUCUGCUGUUGUUGUUUUUUUUAUUUUUCAUAUAUUCAUAAUUGGGUAACGCUUUAUUUUACAAAUCCCUAAAUGUUUUAAGUAAUUUCCAGAGUAAUUUGCAGGUAUUUAAU
This is a messenger RNA of Scomber japonicus (chub mackerel), 2581 nucleotides long. It is a transcript of the gene stat4, whose product is annotated as signal transducer and activator of transcription 4. The coding region runs from base 1 to 2217 and encodes 738 amino acids. Gene Ontology annotation, molecular function: RNA polymerase II cis-regulatory region sequence-specific DNA binding; DNA-binding transcription factor activity, RNA polymerase II-specific. The record is from RefSeq and is a predicted model, not a curated record. Lineage: Eukaryota; Metazoa; Chordata; Actinopteri; Scombriformes; Scombridae. The transcript is spliced from 23 exons. Gene Ontology annotation, biological process: response to peptide hormone; cell surface receptor signaling pathway via JAK-STAT; cytokine-mediated signaling pathway.